Messenger RNA from Selaginella moellendorffii, 2745 nucleotides. RefSeq names its product scarecrow-like protein 18. The coding region runs from base 949 to 2565 and encodes 538 amino acids. NCBI's taxonomy places the organism in Eukaryota, Viridiplantae, Streptophyta, Lycopodiopsida, Selaginellales, Selaginellaceae. The transcript has a single exon. Gene Ontology annotation, molecular function: sequence-specific DNA binding; DNA-binding transcription factor activity. The record is from RefSeq and is a predicted model, not a curated record. Gene Ontology annotation, cellular component: nucleus. Gene Ontology annotation, biological process: regulation of DNA-templated transcription.
CGGAAUCACUACCUUGUUAGACAGAGAUACAUACAUAGAUAGACAAGAUGGAUAGGGAAAUGGGAAGCUUUAUUCCCUCCUCCACACUACUACUACUACUACUACUACUACUCGCUCACUCCCAUCACUCCACAGUCACUGUUUGUUUGGAGGAGCUCUUGGAUGAUUCUUCUUGUUGGUGUCCUACUCCCAAUUCGUGAAACAUUCCAUCAGAGUUUGCUUAUUCGUGAAAGCCAAGGUAGAUCUUCUCUUCUUCUCUCUUCCUCGCUUCUUCGUUCUUCUCCUUCGUUUUGCUCCAAAUUCCACAGGGUAGCGAUUGAUUGCUUGACUGAUUGAUUGAUUGAUUGGUUGAGUGAUUGGUCACAGAACCAAGCAACCAAGGGGCCACUCCACCAGCGAUCUCCGACAUCCCUUGCAAGCCAGGCUACUCGCGAACUUUCUCCUUCCACCAACACGAGAAGUUGGGAGAACGAACGCAGGAAAGAAAGAAAAAGAGAGAGCUCUUACUUGCAUGAGUCGCGGAGCUGCGAAUUCGAUGCGAUGCGGCGGGAAUUGGGGAACGUUGGCAGCAGCAGUGUCACUCGAGUGACGGGAUCGAUCGACCGUCUCUUCGUCGUUGCGAAGAUCAAUCCCGACCAAAGGUGGUGUCCGAACGAUGCCGUCGACGAGGAUGAGCGAAACGAGAGAAGAAGAGCUGCCGCUACUGCCACGGUGGUGAGUAGCUAUGAUACCACUCUGCUUUCUAGGCUCCAGGCCCAUCAAUUCUCCUCGUCCUCCUCCUUUUCUUGCUCCUCCUCUAAGCAUUAACUCGAGGCCUUCUGCUUCAUCUUCUUCUUCGUCUUACGCUGGCUGCCCGCUGGCCAUCAUCACGAACUCUUAGUCGUCGUCACUGGCGUCAUUGAUCGAAGCAAAGUUUCUCGAGAUCCCAAAGUUCCUGCGGCUGCUGGAAUGCAAUAUCUCCAUCUCUUGUGCUACCAAGAGCCACCGUCGCAAAACAAGCAGCUCUGCCUUGUCUUCCAUGAGAUGCAACAGCAGCCACCAUCGUCUCACCAGCAUCACCACCAGGAGCAGCCGCAAUUCCUCGGCCACACAGGAGGAAUAGGAACUGGAGCUGGAGCUGGGACUGGAUUUGGAUUCGGAGUAGGCGGAGCCGGGAGCGAGGGUAGCAGCGGCGGAGCUGGGACUCAUCACAACGACGGUGGCUUGCGGGAGUUGCUGGUCGAGUGUGCAGCAUCGGUAACGUCCUCCGACUGGCACCGAGCUAUCCGCUGCCUCGUCCACCUGAGCCGCGCGGCCUCCCCGCACGGCGACGCGGUCGAGCGCCUGGCCUUCUACUUCUCCGCUGCGCUCGCUCGAUGCCUCUGCUCGCUGUCCACUCCCUGCGCCUCGGAAAUCCGGUCGCUACUCCGCUUGAACAACCUCCACUUCCUGCUCGAGGAGGACCAGCCGCCGCCAUCUUUCGAGGAUGACUUGUUCUACUACUCGGGCGGAGCCGAGGAGGCCUAUCUCGCUCUCAACCAGGUGACGCCUUUCAUCCGCUUCUCACACCUCAGCGCCAAUCAGGCCAUCCUGGAAGCCGUCGACAACGAGCGAGCCGUCCACAUUGUCGACCUCGGGAUCAUGCAGGGUCUCCAGUGGCCGCCGCUGAUGCAAGCUCUGGUUGAGAGGCGGCGGCUCAAGCAGCUCGAGGAGGAAGGGCAGCAGCAGCAACAGCAACAGCCACCACCUUCGUCGCCAAGUUCGUUAGAGCACGAAGAGCAAUCCUCCGAAGUUGGCCGUCAAGCUCACGGCGAGGAGCCACCCACGUUGUCGUCCUCGUCCUCGUCCUCGUCCACCACCUUGACGCUGAGAAUCACCGGCACCGGUCCCUCGAUCUCGCUCCUCGAGCAGACUGGAGCCAGGCUGCGAGACUUCGCACGAACUCUCCAUCUCGACUUCGAAUUCGACGCGGUCUGUACCACCAGCCGCCACGUCGUGGCUUCGCUCCAGCAGCACCUCGAGCUCCGCCGCGGCGAGGCGCUCGUCGUCAAUUGCAUGACACAGCUGCACAAGCUGCUGCCGGCUGCGCACCGUGCGGCACUGCCCCACGCGCUAGAGUUUAUGAGAUCGCUGUGCCCCCGGAUCCUGACGGUCGCGGAGAAGGAGUCGGAGCACGACCUGAGCCAGAGCUUCCUCGAGAGGUUCCUGGUGACGCUGGACCACUACGUGGCUGUCUUCGACUCCCUGGAAGCUACACUGCCACCGCGAAGUCCCCAGCGGCUGAUGAUUGAGCGGCUUGUCCUGGCCAAAGAAAUAUCCGGCAUUGUCCUCGAGGACGGAGGUGGCGACGACGAGAACUUGGCUGUGGUCCGGCACCAGAGCUUCGGCAAUUGGAGACGAGACAUGGAGGCUGCAGGGUUCCAACUUGUACCACCCAGCGAUUUUGCGAUUGCUCAGGCAAAGCUGCUACUCCGGUUGCACUAUCCUGCUGACGGGUACCGGCUUCUGGUGGAGAACCAGCACGGCUCCCUGUUUCUAAGUUGGCACGACAAGCCCCUGGUUGCUCUCUCCACUUGGAGUUGCUGAAUCACAUCCGCUGCUCGUAUUGAAGGCCUCGUUUCUGAGAUCGUUACUAGUCUCACAAACGAAGAAGAGAACCUCCUCUUGCUUCCUCUUUUCCUGCUAAUCCCCCAAAAAUUAUUUUUCUCCUGCUGAUAACCAGUGAAGAUUAACCGGCCAAACCCAGAACUUUGCAGGAUGGAGUCA